UCUACCAUCCGUUCCUCAUGUCUGGUGGGAUGUGCAAUUACACAAGAUCAUUCUGACUCUCUUGUUCAAGCAGCUGCUAUUUCCUGUCUCCAGCAACUUCACAUGUUUGCGCCACGACAUGUUAACCUUUCCAGUCUUGUUCCCAGUCUUUGUGUUCACCUAUGCAGCUCCCACCUGCUUCUACGUAGGGCAGCAGUAGCAUGUCUGAGGCAGCUUGCUCAAAGAGAAGCAGCAGAAGUAUGUGAAUAUGCCAUGAGCUUAGCAAAAAAUACUGGAGAGAAAGAAAGUAAUGGUACAAGACUUGGCUCACGAAGAGAUAGUCAUGGCAGACAUCAAGGUAUUAAUAUAACAGAGACGGGACUUGAAGGAGUUCUUUUUGGAAUGUUAGAUCGUGAGACUGAUCGGAAGUUGUGUUCUGAUAUUCAUGAUACCUUGGGCCAUAUGCUUUCAUCACUGGCAGUGGAGAAGCUCUCUCACUGGCUAAUGCUAUGCAAGGAUGUCCUCGCAGCAUCCAGUGACAUGACAACUACAGCUCCGUUAGGAGUUGAAAAAGAUGAAGAUUUGGAGAAGAAAGAUGAAAUGGAUGAUGAUACAAUGUUUACUACACUGGGUGAAGAAGACAAAUCAAAGCCUUCUGUGGCUCCUCGCUGGGCUACUCGAGUAUUUGCUGCAGAUUGUCUGUGUCGAAUUAUCAUGCUCUGUGAACAUGCAAACAAAGCCCACUUUGAUCUAGCUCUAGCCCGCUCUGCCAAACUUAGAGACCCUAAAAAUGACCUUCUAGUGCUUCAUCUCUCGGAUCUUAUUCGCAUGGCAUUUAUGGCUGCGACUGACCACAGCAACCAGUUGCGAAUGGCUGGUCUCCAAACACUUGAAGAUAUUAUCAAGAAAUUUGCAGCAGUUCCUGAACCAGAAUUUCCAGGCCACGUGAUUCUAGAACAGUAUCAGGCUAAUGUUGGAGCUGCUUUAAGGCCAGCUUUCUCACAGGAUACCCCUUCAGAUAUAACUGCAAAAGCUUGCCAGGUGUGCAGCACUUGGAUUGGAAGUGGAGUAGUAAGUGACCUUAAUGACCUUCGGCGUGUUCACAACCUCCUUGUCUCUUCUUUGGAUAAAGUACAAACAGGAAAAGGGUCUUCCAGCCAGCUUUAUAGGGAGAGUGCUACUACUAUGGAAAAACUGGCAGUACUCAAGGCCUGGGCAGAGGUAUAUGUUGUGGCUAUGAAGAUUAAAAAAGAAGCAGAGAUCAAACCAAAGAAAGCAGUAAAAAAUGGAGGAGAUGAGGAUGACGAUGAUUAUGGCACAGUAGAUGAGCUGCCACCAGACAGUUUAAUAAUACUUGUUCAACCAGAGUUGCCCACUCUUAGCCGUCUCUGGUUAGCUGCCCUUAAAGACUAUGCCCUUUUGACAUUACCAGCUGAAUUUGCAAGUCAGCUUCCUCCAGACGGUGGAGCGUUUUACACUCCUGAGACAAUUGAUACAGCUAGACUGCAUUAUCGAAAUUCAUGGACCCCAAUUCUACAUGCAAUUGCACUAUGGCUAAACAGUACAGGAUUUAAUGCCUGUGAAGCAACAGAAGAUGCAUCAGCAGCAACACCUCCACAAAAGCAUGCCAUGUCUAUAAUGUUAAAUCCAGCAUCAGAAACGCCAUCUUCCGCCAAAACUUUGCAAGAAAUAAAUAAAGAUAGAAUGCACUUGAUUUUAGGUGUUAGCAUACAGUUUCUCUGUUCUCCUCGACCAGAAGAGCCUGUUGAACAUGUUAUGUCCUGUUUGCAAGCACUGCACACUUUACUAGAUUCAUCUUGUGCUAGAACCCAUAUUGCAGAAGAUCAGCUACUUGGUGUUGAACUUCUGAGCGUGCUGCAUCGACUCUUGUUGACCUGCAACCCUCCUUCAGUCCAACUCUUAGUUACAGAAGUUGUGCAACAGAUUGUAAGAGCUGCUCAGGAUCAUUUACAAGAAAAAAGAAAUACUUUGAAUGAAGAAGAUGCAAAAGAAAAAGACAGUAGCUGUGGGCUGGGUGAAGGAGGAGACAGCGGUGGUCUUGUGCCAGGAAAAUCUCUUGUAUUUGCUGCUAUGGAACUGCUAAUGUUUAUCCUUGUGCGACACAUGCCACAUCUGAGCACAAAAAUGUCAGAUUCUCCAAGUCAUACACUCAGCAGAACCCAGCUCCCAGAAGAAAGUGCUCGUCUCGUGGCUGCCACUGUUGCCAUCCUGUCUGAUCUACCCACUCUUUGUUCCCCAGCUGGAUCCAUGACUAUAUUGCCCACUAUCCUAUUUCUAAUAAUACAAGUGUUGAAAGAUACUGCUGUAAAAACUGUGGGAAAUCAGGUCCUACCACCAGUCAGUGCAGCACUUCAGGGACUGAAAAACAUAGUAACCCUUCCAAUGACCAUGAAUGAGAAUAUUCAUAAACAGUGGACAAAUCUUAUCCGCAGCACCUUAGCCUCAAUCUUGGAAUACUCUCAGCCAGAAGCCUCCAAGCCUACCUUAGAUGAAGUAAGUAUGCUUACAGCUAUUACACUCUUCCUUUGGUCUGCAAGCCCUGAAAUAAUUGGAGUGCAAGCAUUACAGAAUGGCUGCAUUAACAGAUUUAGAAUAGCACUGAAUUCAUCUGAUCCUUGGGUUCAAGCCAAAUGUUACCAUCUUCUACUUUCUAUAUUUCAACACACAAAUCGUGCCCUUUCUACUCCAUAUAUACAUUCCCUGGCACCAAUAAUGGUUGAGAAACUGAAAAGUGUGGAGAAGAACCGUCCAAACAACAAAACAGAACUCUUAGCAAUCCAGGAAGGAAUUAAAGUUCUUGAAACACUGGUUGCUCUCGGUGAGGAGCAUAAUAGAGUGCAGUUGCUUGCUCUUCUUGUUCCUACUCUCAUAUCUUAUUUACUGAAUGAAAAUGCAUUCUCUUCUGCAUCCCUGGUAUCUAAAGAACUUCACGAGUUUGCCCUCCAAGAUCUAACCCGCAUUGGACCCCUCUAUCCUCAUGCCUUUAAGACAGUAAUGGGAGCAGCUCCUGAACUGAAAGCACGACUGGAAAUUGCAGUACGAGCAAGUCAGGCGAGCAGAGCAAAGGCAGCUGCCAGGCAACCACCACCCACAGUACAUUCCACUCCAACAAUUAAACUUAAAACUAGCUUUUUCUGAUUCUUGUUGGAACAAUCAUAAAAACAGUCAUCAAGAAAUACAUCAUUCCCUCUGUGCUGCUGUAUCUCAUUCUCUGUAUUUCUCAUUGUUUGUCAACAGGCUCUGCAUUAGCAGUUUAUGUUUCUAGGGGGUUGUUGUAUUAUGGUUUGAAAUCUGUGCAUUACAAGGACAGUAGUAUCUAUAUGUACAUAGAUUUUUAUGAAAUGGAGUAAGUUGAUCAUGCAUCUGAGGUUGUGUUAAACUAUCUCCUAUAACAAUGUGUUUUAUGUAGUGUUUGUCUUUCUUUUUAGAAUGUUAAGAGUUCUGGUUAAUUCUAAAACUUGGAUAUAUAUUUUCCACUAGGCACUAUCUGUGGGAACUUGUGAAUUACACUUAUUUUUUAUAUACCAUUUUAAAAAAAGCAAUAGCUGUGAUCACAUUGCAGUCUAUCAAUUGUUACAGUGAAAACAACUUGAGUUGGAAUUCAAAAGUGGUAAACAUACAGUCUUGCACAUUGUUGUGCAGUAUCUUCUACUAGCUCUUAUCCACCUAUAAAUGGAGCACCAGAAUGUAUUCCAUUAGUGCAUCUAGCUAUUAAAGAUCAAGGUCUCCAAAGUCCAGUACCACUUACUAAAACAUUGCUUACAUUUGGAGAAGAGGUGACCAUCCAGUUCUCAUACAAACAUUUUCUCUCAAAGUUAUCAGAAAUAAUUUGUAGGGCAGCUCCAUCAAAUUGUGGCUAAAUCCUUCUCAUCCCUCCUCUUUUGUUAAAUUUUCUAUUAUAACAGAGUGCCAUUCAAUUUCUUUUUGAAUUAUCUUCUUUAUAAAAUAUGGAAAAGGUACUACUUUGUAACAACCCAAUAGGUACUUGUGACUGUAGGCACAAACAAAAUAGACAGCACUGAAUGAUAGAGAAGGUAAUGAUAAAGAAGGCCCGCUUAUUGUGUAGAUACACUUAAACUGUGAAACAUAUUCCUGUGUCUAAAAACAAUUCAGUAAAUAGCAAUAGCUUCAUUAGGGAGCAAGAUCUGUUGCUUCGCUUUCCUCUGAUAUUACAGCAUAGUCUUUAAGUAAAGGACUGUACAUACUCAGUCUGUACCGACACAAUGCCUGUUGUCUGAGCAUUUUGCAAUUUAAUUUGCUCCUGGAUAGAGACAUUUCAUGCCAGGGGUUAAGAAAGUCUGGUUUGCAAAACUCUGUUACAUAAGGUCAGGCCUCUAAGUUAUGAGUUUUUCUGAAGGGCAGGAUUGUUCUCUUAUCACAGAUUGCUAUCUCUUUGCAGAAAUGGUGUUUGAAUUCUCAGAAUGAUUUUCAUGAGAAAAACUGGCUGACCGUGAUUUAACUUUUUUAUGGCAAAAGUCAACUCAAAGCUGAACUCCAUAAAAACAAUUUGUGACCUAAAAUGGAGAGACUAACAGGGCUGAUGAACAAAGAGGGUGUUGGUCAUACUAGCUAGAAUUGAUAGGAAGUGUAGUCCAACAUAUCUAAAGACCAAGAAAUAGGGGAAGGCUGUAGGCCUAGAAUUACAUCUAACAAUGGACACUCCACUCGCCCGCCCCCGUCCCCAAAAUAGAUACAGUUCAGUUCAUAACUUGCCUCAUGUCCUGCUGGAUUGGAAUGGCAUAUAAGCACCAGCAAAUAAAUAAA
This is a messenger RNA of Python bivittatus (Burmese python), 4764 nucleotides long. Lineage: Eukaryota; Metazoa; Chordata; Lepidosauria; Squamata; Pythonidae. The record is from RefSeq and is a predicted model, not a curated record.